Molecule: messenger RNA, 3993 nt
Organism: Porites evermanni
Lineage: Eukaryota; Metazoa; Cnidaria; Anthozoa; Scleractinia; Poritidae
Source: the annotation of a GenBank genome assembly
AUGGAAUACUCGCAGGAGCAGCUGAAUUACUUUAGACUCUGCUACGUCGUAUUUAAUCUGGUUCCAGUAGGACUGCGGCAGAUUUUUAAACAGGAAUGGGAUUUCCUUUACAAGACAAUUCUACGCGGAGAAUGGAAAAACUCAGCACAAAAUGGCCGUGAUUUCUACAGCAGGGAAACUAAAGCAAGUCGGAAGAAAAACGCUCGGUGCCUGGUAACAAUCCAGAAUGGUGACACGGCAGAGUGGGACUGCACCUGUUUGUUUUUUGCCAUCUUGUACUCAGACAGUAUCGGUAAAACCUUAAGUCCAGCUGUCCGUAAAGAUGUCGAUGAUAUUCGUCAAGUGCGAAACGGGAUCGCCCAUAUCACGGAGGCUAACCUGACAGAUGCCGACUUCCAAACUUCAGUAGAUCGAGUGUUGAACGCUUUUACAUCCCUUGGUCUUCCUAUAACUGAGAUCCAAGAAAUAAAGAAGCAGAAUAGCUUUCCAACAAAUGAAGUGGAACAAAUUAAGAAGCAAGUUCGUGAUCUGCAAGCUGAGUUAGAUCAGACAAAAUCUGACUUGAAGGAGACAAAAAGCACACUUCAGAGUACAGAGGUUGCUCUGAUUUCUGCAAAAGACGAAAACAAGGCUCUCACACAGGAAAUAAAUGCGAAACUUCAGCCAUUUUGCUUUCUCACAUCGCGCCCACCCCACGAUAUCAUCAGGCGUUCGCAUGACAUUGAAAGAAUCACAAACAAAAUGGAGGAACUUUACAGUGGUACCAAUGGAACUGUUAGCACGGUGUAUUUGUCAGGAAAUCCAGGAUGUGGCAAGAGUCAACUUGCCAGGGAAAUCGGAAAACAAUUCUUUCGUAAACGACCCAACGAUAUUGAAGAUCUAAACUUUGUUGCUACACUGAAUGCAGAAAGUGUUGAGACACUUGCUGAAUCUUACAUGGCCCUUGGAGGACACUUAGGGCUAACAGAAUACGCCUUGACAAGCUUAGAAUCUUUAAAAAAUGAGAAGCCUCUUAAAGCAAUUCAACAGCUCCAGCUGCUGAUUAUGCCGAAGACUAGUAAGUUUACCAAGUGGCUAAUUAUUGUGGACAAUGUAAUUGACUUACGCUUAGUCCGCACCCUACUACCUCAAACUGGUAGCGAGGAAUGGGGAAAUGGUCAGGUGCUGAUUACUACUCAAGAUAGCGGUACAAUUCCCCAAAACGCUCCUCACACGUAUCAUGAAUCGUUAAGUAAAGGAAUGAUGCGUGAUGAGGCAGUGGAAUUGCUGGAAACAGUAUCGCAAAUUUCAGAUCGAGAACUAGCUGAAAACGUCGCUGAACGUCUUGAUUUUCAACCACUGGCCUUAGCUGCUGCUGCUUAUUACGUGCAAACUGUUGUGAACAGUGGGUCUUUGCAUUAUAACUGGAAAGCGUACCUCGACGACAUAUCAACAUACGACCAACGAAAAGAGAUUGAAACCGUCCUUGCGACUGAAAGUUCGGCCUAUGCUAAAACAACAACGACCGCUGUUGAAAUGGCCAUCCAGAGAGCUGUUGAAGCGGACGAGGUUCUUCGUGAGACAUUCUCCUUUCUUUCGCUCUGCGCUAACGACGAUCUCCCACUCGAAGCUGUUUUGCAGUUCGUCAAAGUCCAAGUGAAGGACCAACCAGAGGAGUUACUGAAAUCAAAGAUUGUAAGAUGUUCUUUACUUCUUGUUUAUUUCGAGGAAGGCAAUAAACAAAAAACGUAUUUGCGCCUGCAUAAAAGUGUUCAUGAAGCAUUGAAACAAAAUGAAAUGUUUAAUCUAAAAUCAUGGGAGACCGACCACAACAUUGCAAAAGCACUUAAGAUUUUCAAGUCCCAACUUGAAGAAAAUAACAAGAAUAAUGCGUUUUUUAAAAAAAUGAUGCCCCACUGUGAAACUUUACUUAAGUUAAUGACGUCAGAGUUCAGUUCGGAUCAAAGAUCUUUUAAAGAAAGGUUUACGCCCUUUUUAGAUUUGGAUAUAUUUAUUAAUUGGCUAUGUACUCUCGCCUAUGACUUUCGAAAAAAUUCCUAUUUCUUCUUUGCGAAAGAUUUGGUCGAUUUAGCAUGCAACCUAUUGGAGAAUAUAGACGAAACUAUUUCAGGUGCGUUAACUCGUAAAGCGAAGAUUUUCGACAUGAGUGGUGAAGUAUACAGAGAAAUUGGAGAAUACAAUCAAGCCAGAGAACUUCACCAAAAAGCACUGUUGAUUCUAAAAAACAUUUUCGGUGAAGAUAAUGGCAAUGUAGCAAGAAGUUAUAACAACUUGGCCUCAGUGUACAACAGCCUGGGAGAAUACAAUCAAGCCAAAGAACUUUACGAAAAAGCACAGAUAAUUGGUAAAAGGAUUUUCGGUGAAAAUGAUGGCGAUGUAGCAACAAGUUAUAACAACUUGGCCUCAGUGUACAAAAGCCUGGGAGAAUACAAUCAAGCCAAAGAACUUCACGAAAAAGCACUGAUGAUUAGGAAAAAGAUUUUCGGUGAAAAUCAUGCUGAUGUAGCAGAAAGUUAUAACAACAUGGCCUCAGUGUACACCCGCCUGGGAGAAUACAAUCAAGCAAAAGAACUUCAAGAAAAAGCACUGAUGAUUACGAAAAAGAUUUUCGGUGAAAAUCAUGCCGAUGUAGCAACAAGUUAUAACGCCUUGGCCUCAGUGUACAACAGCCUGGGAGAAUAUAAUCAAGCCAAAGAACUUUACGAAAAAGCACUGAUGAUUAGUAAAAGGAUUUUCGGUGAAAAUCACGCCGAUGUAUCGAGAAGUUAUAACAACUUGGCCUCAGUGUACAACAGCCUGGGAGAAUACAAUCAAGCCAAAGAACUUUACGAAAAAGCACUGAUGAUUAGUAAAAGGAUUUUCGGUGAAAAUCACGCCGAUGUAUCGAGAAGUUAUAACAACUUGGCCUCAGUGUACAACAGCCUGGGAGAAUACAAUCAAGCUAAAGAACUUCUCGAAAAAGCCCUGAUGAUUAGUAAAAAGAUUUUCGGUGAAAAUCGUGCCGAUGUAGCAACAAGUUAUAACAACUUGGCCUUAGUGUACACCCGCCUGGGAGAAUAUAAUCAAGCCAAAGAACUGUACGAAAAAGCACUGAUAAUUAGUAAAAGGAUUUUUGGUGAAAAUCACGCCGAUGUAGCGAGAAGUUAUGACAACUUGGCCUCAGUGUACAACAGCCUGGGAGAAUACAAUCAAGCCAAGGAACUUCACGAAAAAGCACUGAUGAUUAGGAAAAAGAUUUUCGGUGAAAAUCAUGCCGAUGUAGCAACAAGUUAUGGCAACUUGGCCUUAGUGUACAACAACCUGGGAGAAUACAAUCAAGCCAAAGAACUUCACGAAAAAGCACUGAUGAUUAGGAAAAAGAUUUUCGGUGAAAAUCAUGCCGAUGUAGCAACAAGUUAUAACAACUUGGCCUCAGUGUACAACAGCGUGGGAGAAUACAAUCAAGCCAAAGAACUUCUCGAAAAAGCACUGAUAAUUAGGAAACAGAUUUUCGGUGAAAAUCAUGCCGAUGUAGCAACAAGUUAUAACAACUUGGCAUCAGUGUACGACAGCCUGGGAGAAUACAAUCAAGCCAAAGAACUUCACGAAAAAGCACUUGUGAUUCGCAAAAAGAUUUUUGGUGAAGAUCAUGCCGAUGUAGCAACAAGUUAUAACAACUUGGCAUCAAUGUACCACAGACUGAGAGAAUACAAUCAAGCCAAAGAACUUCACGAAAAAGCACUGAUGAUUAGAAAAAAGAUUUUCGGUGAAAAUCAUGCCGAUGUAGCAACAAAUUAUAACAACUUGGCCUCCGUGUAUGACAGCCUGGGAGAAUACAAUCAAGCCAAAGAACUUCACGAAAAAGCACUUGUGAUUCGCAAAGAGAUUUUCGGUGAAGAUCAUGCCGAUGUAGCAACAAGUUAUAACAACUUGGCCUCAGUUUACGACAGCCUGGGAGAAUAUAAUCAAGCCAAAGAACUUCACGAAAAAGCACUGAUAAUUAGUAAAAGGAUU